AAUUCACCAACAUGGGUUAAUCCCGCCUAUCAGGUCACUGGACAGGAAAGUGUUAACGAUCGGUUUAAAUACCUUGCUCCUCCCAGCAAUACUCGUCUUUUUUCCUGUCCAGGUCACGACAGGCUGCUACAAGCUGUUACAGGCUGUUACAGAUUGCUAAAGGCUGCUAAAAAGCUUACCAUACCAGAGUGGGUCUCUCUCUCUCUCCCCUCUGAUGCCUCCAAGUGCACCCUAUAUGGGUUGUGGUGAGAAGAACCCGUUGGGCAGGGUUGUGUGCUGGAGCUGCUGUAGGAAUUCCCUCCUAGGGUGAGAGGAGGAUGAAGCAGUCCAGAGGAUCAGCCGUUUCAUGUGGAUUCGAGGCUGUGUAAAUUGUUUGUUCCAUGUGGAGAACACACGCGCCAAUACUGACGCGCGUCGAGUGCGGACGCGGAAACGCGUGGAAGACGCGCGUCUGAAUUGACGAACGGAGUGACGUGCGCCGGAAGUGACGCACACGGAAGACGCGCGCCCAAAGGGGACGCGCGCCCAAAGGGGACGCGCGUCCGGAAGUGGACGCGCGCCGGGAUUGGCGCACGCGAAGGACGCGCGCCCGGAGGUGACGCGCGAUCGGUCUGACGCGCGGGAAAACGGCGCCAGGAAGUGACGCAAUAAGAAGACGCUGGCAGUAUGUGCAAGGCUGGCGUUUUGGCUGGAUAUGAUAGUACACUUCGCUGGAAGUUGGGGAGCGUUUGUUCACUCGGCUACAGAUUGUUACUAUGGAUCAGCCUGGCUCUGGAAAAGGAUCUCAGCCCAAAGGUCCUAGCCUACAUGUGUCAACUGAAUUGCAGAAAGGGGAGCCUACUCUUUCAAGGAAAGCGGCUUCAGCUACGGACCCAGUAGCGUCUGCAGACCCUCAGCCUUCAGGAGCCCCACAAUUGGAUGCUCUGGUCUCCAUCAUCAAGCAAGCUGUGGUUCAAGGCAUGCAAGAGGCUACUGCUUCUACCUCUGGGGUACAGAGGAAAGCUAAGACGGUCAGAGAUUUGCCAUAUGAGUCUCUAUCGGAUGUGUCAGAUGAGGAAUUGUAUUCUCCUGGGGAGGCACAUUCUGAACUCUCAGAGGAAGGAGAAGUGUUUUCUGAGGAAGAAAUUACAUUUGACCCUACAGCGAUAGAGAAUCUGGUAAAGGCAGUAAGGAAGACGCUGUGUCUUUCGGAAGAGCUACCCAAGUCUAGUUCAGCAGAUAAGUUCUUCCCAUCGGUCAGGAAAAGACAGGUGACUUUCCCGGUACAUGAUUCGAUUAAGGAAAUCAGCUCUGAGUGGAAGAGAACAGAGAAAAAGUUUGUUGUCCAGGGGAAGUUUGCAAAAAAGUAUCCGGUGGAGGAGUUUUUUUCUAAGUUGUGGGACAAUCCGCCUAAAGUCGAUGCUGCAGUGGUAAGGUUGGCAAGAAAGACGACGCUGCCAGUGGAUGAUGCAGCAGCUUUCCGUGAUCCAAUGGAGAAACGGAUUGAAACGAAUCUCAAGAAGACGUUUAUAGCGGCAGGAGCAACUUGUAGACCGGCAGUAGCUAUGACCUCCACAUCAAGAGCUAUGAAGGUGUGGUUAAAUAACCUGAAAGAUGCCAUUUCGUCUAAUGUCAAAAGAUCAGGGUUACGUGAAAUGUUGUCCGAAUUGAAGCUAGCGGUGGAUUUCAUGACAGAUACCUCUCUAGAUCUGGUACAUCUAGCUUCAAGAACUAUGGCACUUUCGGUGUCCUCGAGAAGGGCUUUGUGGCUGAAGCCGUGGCUGGCGGAUUCAGCCUCUAAGGUGAACUUAUGUCAGUUGCCAUUUGAGGGGGAGAUGCUCUUCGGUGAGAAACUCGAUUCUAUCAUUAAGAAGGCUUCCGGGGGCAAGAGUGUAUUUUUGCCGCAGGAAAAGAGAUUCAGACGUCAAGGGGGUAGGCCUAGUUCCCCCAUUAACAGGUCCUUUCGAGGUUCAAGACAGCCUAGAUAUGGAAGGACUGCCGGAAGACAGACGAAGUGGAAGUCCACAAGGGGGGAAAGUAGGCCUCCCAAUAGGAGAAGUUCUACUUUCAGCUCAAGCCAUACAGAGAAGAAGCAAUGA
Molecule: messenger RNA, 2078 nt
Organism: Xenopus laevis (African clawed frog)
Lineage: Eukaryota; Metazoa; Chordata; Amphibia; Anura; Pipidae
Exons: 2
Coding region: 756-2078 (440 amino acids)
Source: RefSeq, a predicted model, not a curated record